AUGCCCGAGAGGGAUCUAGCGUCCUGGAAUGCGAUCGUGGUGGCUAACCACAGACACGGAACAACCAACGAGGUGAAGACUUUGAUAGAACAGAUGCCAAAUCCAUCGUCUGUGUUGUGGACUUUGGUUGCAGGACACGCUCAGCAGGGAGAUCUCGACGAAGCAAGAAGAGUUUUCCACAAGAUCUCGAGGCCAGAUGCUUACUGCUGGAACGUCAUGCUCGCUGCUUAUGUCAAUGGAGCGCGGGGAGCCUGCGCGAUCGAGCUUUUCCGUGAGAUGGAUCUGGAAGGUGUGAAGCAAGAGGAAGGAUCUUACUUGCACGUCUUAACAGCGUGCAGCCAUGCAGGAAUGGUGGAAGAUGGUGUGAAAUACUUUGUGUCCAUGGCUGAGGACUAUGGUUUGAGGCCAGAGAAGGAACACUUUGGAGCGAUGAUCGAUUUGCUUGGAAGAACGGGGAGAUUGAAAGAGGCCGAGGACGUCGCGAGAGACAUGCCUUCACCAGCCAGUGAAGUUGUGUGGGGGAUUUUGCUGGGAGCUUGUAAAACUCACGACGAUUUCGAGAGGGGGACUAGAGCUGGAGAGAGGGCCUUAGACUCAACGUCGUCGACAAUAACUUCUUCCUAUGUUUUGCUCUCAAACAUUUGUUCAUCACUGUAG
Selaginella moellendorffii is the source of this 657-nucleotide messenger RNA. RefSeq names its product pentatricopeptide repeat-containing protein At4g02750. Lineage: Eukaryota; Viridiplantae; Streptophyta; Lycopodiopsida; Selaginellales; Selaginellaceae. Gene Ontology annotation, molecular function: protein binding; RNA binding. The record is from RefSeq and is a predicted model, not a curated record. Bases 1 to 657 code for a protein of 218 amino acids. Gene Ontology annotation, biological process: RNA modification. The transcript has a single exon.